This is a messenger RNA of Plenodomus lingam JN3, 2196 nucleotides long. RefSeq lists its product as uncharacterized. Gene Ontology annotation, biological process: error-prone translesion synthesis; response to radiation. Gene Ontology annotation, cellular component: nucleus; site of double-strand break; replication fork. The record is from RefSeq and is a predicted model, not a curated record. Gene Ontology annotation, molecular function: damaged DNA binding; DNA-directed DNA polymerase activity. Lineage: Eukaryota; Fungi; Ascomycota; Dothideomycetes; Pleosporales; Leptosphaeriaceae.
AUGUCCUCACCGGCGCCCGACUUCGCCUCGUCGUCACAGUUCUCCAUCACGUCCCCGCGCUGCAUACCCAAAUCCAAGUUUACAUACAAGCAACUGCACCAGCUCAAAUCCUUCAGCCCGACAACACCUCUCCGUGUAAUCGCCCACGUCGACCUCGAUGCAUUUUAUGCGCAAUGCGAAACCGUCCGCCUAGGCAUCGACCCGAACAAACCACUCGCAGUUCAACAGUGGCAAGGCCUCAUCGCUAUCAAUUACCCUGCGCGUGCUUUCGGCCUUUCGCGGCACGUGACGAGUACUGAGGCGCUGAAGCAAUGUCCUGAACUCAUACUACAACAUGUAGCGACGUGGAAAGAGGGCGACGAGAAAUGGGCAUACCAUGAGAAUUCAUUCAAAGACAUGUCGACGCAUAAAGUCAGUUUGGACCCGUAUCGCCAGGCGAGUCGGAAGAUUCUGCAAUGUAUCAAGGAGGCGUUGCCAGAGAAAGAGCAGCGGGUAGAGAAAGCGAGCAUUGAUGAGGUGUUCAUGGAUCUGAGCGCACAGGUGCAUACUAUACUCCUCGACAGAUAUCCUGAGUUGAGGGGCCCAGCGCCGUACGAGGAUCCAACGGAGAGGCUGCCCAAGGUACCAACCACUGCGUUGGACUGGGCAGCCGAUGCGCUGGUGGAAACUGGCGAGGAGGAUGGCGAGGACGCCGAUCCAGAUUGGGAUGAUGUGUGUAUGGUCAUUGCAUCGGAGAUUGUCAGAGAAGUGAGGAGGCACAUCAAAGAUACAUUGGGCUAUACAUGCUCAGCAGGUGUGGCGAGAAACAAGAUGCUGUCGAAGCUGGGCUCCGGUUACAAGAAACCGAAUCAACAGACCGUCAUUCGAAAUCGUGCGGUAAAGCACUUUUUGGGAGAUAUGAAGUUCACCAAGAUCAGAAUGCUGGGCGGUAAGCUGGGCGACGAGGUGGUUGCCAUGUUCGGCACGGACAAGGUCAGAGACCUCAUGGACCAGCCACUCGAGCAAUUGAAGAAGCUGGGGGAUGACACAGGAACCUGGCUCUAUUCAACUAUCCGCGGCGAGGACAACAGUGAAGUCAACCCCCGAACCCAAAUCAAAAGCAUGCUCUCGGCAAAGUCCUUCCGACCAUCCAUUAACUCCUUCGAACAAGGCGUCCGCUGGCUCCGCAUCUUUGUAGCAGACAUCUUCUCCCGCUGUGUCGAGGAAGGCGUCCUAGAAAAUAAGCGCCGUCCCAAAACUAUCAACUUGCACCAUCGCCAAGGUGCACAAACACGCAGUCGUCAAGCGCCUAUACCUCAAGGCAAGCCCCUCUCCGAAGCCAUUCUCUUCGACCUCGCCAAGAACCUCCUCGCUCAAGUUGUCGUCGAUGGACGAGCAUGGCCUUGCGCUAAUCUCUCCUUGAGCGUCGGCGGCUUCGAAGAUGGCGUCACAAACAACAAAGGAAUCGGUGGUUUCCUUGUGCGCGGCGAUGAAGCAAAAGCCAUGAUGUCGACCGCAGGACGCUCUAUUAUGAGUAGUUCCAGCAUUCACGAACGGCCAUCCAAACGAAGGCGAACCAAAGGCAAUAUUGCAAAUUUCUUUGGGCCAAAGGAUGAAAAGAGGAAGGACUUUGAUGCCGCACGAGCCAUUUUGAUGAAAGCGCAUAGCGAAUCGACUAGAGAUGAGACAGAAGAUGACGACGAUGCUGAUGGGGACGAAGAAUCCGCGACGUUGAAUUCCGAUGAUUUAGAGAGACCUUCUACACCGCCGGCAUUGAAUCACUUUGACUCGAACAAUAAUGGCGAUUGCCCACCUGAUACGCCACCUUCAGCACAGCCACUCGCUCCUUCACAUUCUCAUCACGAGCAUCACCAGCAGCACCAACCUGAUAUUCCAGAAACGCCAAUUCCCCAACCUAAACCUCCAUCACACCAACACAUUGAGACAUACUUUUGUGCAAAGUGUAAUGUCCACCUACCUCUUCACGAGGAAGCUGAACAUGUCGACUAUCAUUUUGCGCUGGAGUUGUCAAAGGAGAUGAGACACGAGGAGCGACAGUCCCCAUUGACUACUGCCCAGAAUGCAAGAAAAAUCCCUGCUGUGCAAAAAUCUGGGCGAGGGAGAGGAAGACUACCGGGUAGUGGUGCUGGAAAGGGAGGCACAGGUGCUGGUAAGGAGAAAGGACAGGCAAAGUUGGCCUUUGGGCGGCAGACUUGA